UGAGCCAUCGUUAAGGUUAUCAAUUUCAGCUGUGCUUUUCCUAUGAAAAGUCAAAAAUGUCUGCUGUGAAAGAGGUCCAUAAAUAAACCUAAACAGUCCCUGCCCGCCCAGGCUGUGUGCCAGGAUAAUCAUGUUGGGGUCUGUGUGUGUGUGUUUCCAGAGAGGGUGGUAGAACGGUGCCCUUCCUGAGAGGAAGUUGCAGCAAAAGUGAUAUGACACAAUUUGUCAUUGACUCAUUCCCUGAAGAACAAUUAAUACCAGUUUGCCAUUGAUUGUCCGUCUGCAUAGUGGAGUAAAUGCAACAACAAGAUUGAGCGACUGACCAUAUCAAAUGAUGUUUCAAGAAUUGGUUGAUACUAGACAAAGCCUGCAUCGCAUGGUGCUGGUAGCUGCAUUUAUAGUAUUUGUCCAAGACCUGAGCAGCGGGGGAGCAGCGCAGGCAUGGACCUACAACUACAGCACCGUUCCCAGCCGUAAAUGGCCUGAUGCCCGCCAGUGGUGCCUGCAGCACUUUACAGACAUGGUGCCCAUCCGGAACCAGGAGGAGAGUGCCUUCAUCAAUGAUCUGCUGCCUCUUAACACAAGAUAUUACUGGAUAGGCAUAGUAAAAAAGGAUGGAGAGUGGAUCUGGCAAGAAACCUCUGAGAAGGUACCUGAAGAAGCUCAGAAUUGGGCACCAGAGGAGCCAGAUAACAUAGCAAAUCAGGACUGUGUGGAGAUUUACAUAAAGAGGGAGACAGACACCGCCAAGUGGAACAACGAGAGCUGUCGCAAGAAGAAGGGAACCGUCUGCUAUGCUACCUCUUGCAGACAGGAUUCCUGCAGUGCCAAUGCAGACUGUGUGGAGACCAUUGGGAACUAUACCUGCCAGUGCCAUCCUGGUUUCCGGGGGUCACGCUGUGAAGAGGCAAUCGCAUGCAAACCCUUGCUGGAUCCAGAACAGGGAUCUCACUACUGUUUCCAUCCCUAUGGGUCCAAUCGUUUCAACUCUUCCUGCCGUUUUGACUGUGAACUUGGCUUUCAGUUGGUAGGAGUGCCACAACUGCUUUGCCAAGCCAGCGGACGUUGGAACCACCCUGUUCCUCUGUGUCAAGUAAAAAAGUGCUCCCCCGUUUUCUUUCCUGUUACGGGCAAUGUGACAUGUGUGGACCCUCUGGAGCCUUUCUCCUUUGGCUCACAGUGUAACUUCACCUGCCAAAAAGGCUACUACCUGACCGGAGACAACACAUUCACCUGUCUGGCCUCGGGACAAUGGAGCAACCCUACACCUACGUGCACAGUGGUAAAGUGCAACCGUUUAAAGACUCCACCCAAUGCAUUCAUGCAAUGUCAGGACCCUCGAGGAGUGUACAGCUAUGGCUCAAUAUGUUCCGUGCUAUGUGAAGAAGGAUUUGAUCUGAUUGGCACAAACAUGACGAAAUGUUCUUCUCGGGGAAACUGGAGUCAUGCACUUCCUGUUUGCCAGGCUAAGAGGUGUAAACCAAUAAAUCCUCAUCAUGGCUCCCUAUCCUGUUAUGACCCAAAUGGUUCCUUCAGUUUUGGUUCUUGGUGCACUACAACCUGUGAUGAGGGCUUUCUACUGAAUGGAACAGACAGCACUGAGUGCACCUCCCUGGGCAUGUGGAGUGCAGACAUACCACAUUGUCUUGCUAAGAGAUGUCCCACUGUGAACUCCUCCUCUCAUGGCUACUUGGUGUGCUCUGAUCCUCAUGGAGAGUUCAGUUUUGGUUCUCUGUGUACAUCAACCUGUGAGGAGGGUUUUCUUCUGAAUGGGACGGCUGACACAAAGUGCACCUCUCUGGGCACAUGGAGCACAGACAUCCCUCAUUGCAAUGCUAAAAGAUGUCCCGCUUUGGUCGCUCCCUCAAAUGGCUCCCUAGUUUGCUCUGAUCCUUAUGGAGAGUUCAGUUUUGGUUCUCAGUGCAAGUCGACAUGUGAGGAGGGCUUUCUCCUGAAUGGGACAGCUGACACAGAGUGCACCUCUCUGGGCAUGUGGAGCGCAGACAUCCCAGGUUGCUUGGCUAAAAGAUGUUCAACCCUGAGCUCUCCGUCUCAUGGCUCACUAGUUUGCUUUGAUCCUUAUGGAGAGUUCAGUUUUGGUUCUCAGUGCAAGUCAACAUGUGAGGAGGGCUUUCUCCUGAAUGGGACGGCUGACACAGAGUGCACCUCUCUGGGCAUGUGGAGCUCGGACAUCCCAGGUUGCUUGGCUAAAAGAUGUUCGACCCUGAGCUCUCCCUCUCAUGGCUCCUUUUUCUGUGUUGAUCCUCAUGCAAAGUUCAGUUUUGGUUCUUGGUGUAAAUCAAUCUGUGAGGAUGGUUUUCUCCUGAAUGGGACAGCUGACACGGAGUGCACCUCUCUGGGCACAUGGAGCACAGACACCCCUCGUUGCUUGGCACAGCCAUGCCCCCUACUGGCCAAGGCUCCACAACAUAGUAGGAUGAACUGCAGCCAUCCAUACUCUCCUUUCAGCUUUGGCUCCCACUGUGACUUUGAAUGUGAUGAGGGCUUCCGGCUGAAAGGAACGAAGACUAUCACAUGCGACAACUCGGGCCACUGGAGUCAAGAUCUACCCACCUGCCAGCCUGUACAGUGCGAGUCCCUUCGUGCCUUGUCUUUAUCCCUGUCUAUGAACUGCUCCCAUCCUCUGGGGAACUUUAGCAUUGGCACCCAGUGUCUUUUCACCUGUGAGGAGGGAUUCUCCCUGAAUGGCACAGGUGUGCUGAUUUGCUCCUCCACUGGGUUCUGGAAUGCCAGCCUGCCUACCUGCACAGGUAUGCCAGUGGGGUGGACUGCCAUGCUGCUGUCUCCAGGUUUAAGAGCAGUUUAUGUUGUCCUGCUGCUUGUCCUGAUAGGACUGGCUGUGGUGAUUAUAAUGCGAUUUAAGAAAAAAGGAAAUACGAUCAUGGAACCGCAUGCACCAACAUGGGGAGACAGAGAGAAUCCAGCAUUUGAUUUUAAGACUUGAUUUUUGUAGCAAAUCAUUUAAAAAUACUGCACCCAAACACUUGCUGUUAUUAUAUAAAGCUUGGUAGUUUUUGUGGUAUGAUACUGGUAAGAAAAGAAUACAGUAGGAUUAGAGCUUCACUGGAACUGAUUUAAUGCACGUUUUGCAUGAAAACUGUUACCUUUGUUAUUAAAGUCAUAAGGUGUCCUGCUUGUGUAUUGCUUGCUUGUCAAUAAACUAUCAACAAUUCUUAAA
This is a messenger RNA of Perca flavescens (yellow perch), 3199 nucleotides long. It is a transcript of the gene selp, whose product is annotated as selectin P. The transcript is spliced from 17 exons. The coding region runs from base 332 to 2965 and encodes 877 amino acids. Gene Ontology annotation, biological process: cell adhesion. The record is from RefSeq and is a predicted model, not a curated record. NCBI's taxonomy places the organism in Eukaryota, Metazoa, Chordata, Actinopteri, Perciformes, Percidae. Gene Ontology annotation, cellular component: membrane.